AUGGAAAAACCACAACUUCCUUCGCUCAAGUGUGUUCUCGGCGAGAUUCCUUAUCAACAUCCACGACGACCCAUUAGCCGACAUGCACGCUCUUGUUCUUUUCCUUAUUUACCACCAUUGACAAUCCAUCGUCCUUCUUCAACAGCACAGCAACAGCAACAACAACAACAUCGUCGUGCUAUUUCAACACCAACUGCUGCCAAAGAUAUGAUGCAUCCCAAGCAAAUCGAAGAAGAGCAGCAUCAACAACGACUCAGGAGUAGCAGCCCAUCGUCACCAACAUCAACAAGUCAUCCAUCUGCUGCUGAAAGAUACAAAUGCCCACAUUGCCAUAAAGGAUUUUCAAGACCCUCCUCGCUUCGUAUUCAUAUUUAUUCGCAUACGGGAGAAAAGCCUUUUGAUUGCCCAGAGCCUGGAUGUGGUCGUAGAUUCAGUGUACAAAGCAAUAUGCGUCGCCAUCUUAAAAUUCAUCAACAUUUGCCAUCAACAGCAGCUACCACAACACAGACAUCAUCGUCUUCUCCAUCCAUGUUAAGGCCUAUCCAAAAGAAACCUCAACUACGACACCAGCAGCAACAACAACAACAGCAACAGCAACAGCAGCGAUCCAUGGUCAUGAUGCCAAUGAUAGUAUCCACCCCUGCUGUCGCCCAUGCAACCCCUACUGCUUCCCCCGUAUAA
Lichtheimia ornata is the source of this 681-nucleotide messenger RNA. RefSeq lists its product as uncharacterized. The coding region runs from base 1 to 681 and encodes 226 amino acids. NCBI's taxonomy places the organism in Eukaryota, Fungi, Mucoromycota, Mucoromycetes, Mucorales, Lichtheimiaceae. The record is from RefSeq and is a predicted model, not a curated record. The transcript has a single exon.